Molecule: messenger RNA, 1998 nt
Organism: Callorhinchus milii (elephant shark)
Lineage: Eukaryota; Metazoa; Chordata; Chondrichthyes; Chimaeriformes; Callorhinchidae
Product: clavesin-1
Exons: 5
Coding region: 415-1410 (331 amino acids)
Cellular component (GO): membrane
Molecular function (GO): phosphatidylinositol bisphosphate binding
Source: RefSeq, a predicted model, not a curated record
GUCUGUCUGUCUGUCUGUGAUGAGAGCCUGGUGUCUGGUGGAUGUGUUCUGGUGGAUACUGUACUAUAAUAAGGAUCAGGAAGGUUCACACUGUGGACCACAGUAACACAGUUUCCCUUUACCACUGCAGACUGCCUUUCUUAUUGAUGUAAUAAUACAUGAAGGUUUAAUUUGUUGCAGAAAAGGACUGGGAGUCCAGCCAUGUAACGGGCCUUUCGGCAUCAUGUGUUAGUUAUCAAGAGAUGGAAAGGAGUGUCCAAUAACCCAAACCUUUGCAAUCCAUCGGCUGUGAACAGGGACCAUGGACAUGAUGCUAUGAGUCGCUAGUGCCUUGCUGUCACCGCAGGAGAUCCGAAAUUAAGACCAAGAUCGUUUGUUUUUGCUUCUCUUUUAUAUAUAUAUAUAUAAAAAAGAAUGACCCAUUUGCAAGCUGGGCUCCGGGCCGAAACCACUGAGAAAUCCAGGCUGGAGCUGAAUGAGAACCCGGACACUUUGCAUCAAGACAUCCAGCAGGUUAGAGACAUGAUCAUAACCCGUCCUGAUAUCGGGUUCCUGCGCACGGAUGAUGCCUUCAUCCUACGCUUUCUCCGAGCCAGGAAGUUUAAUCACUUCGAGGCCUUUAAACUGCUCGCUCAGUACUUCCUCUACCGCCAGCAAAACCUGGACAUGUUCAAAAACUUCAAAGCGGACGAUCCCGGCAUCAAACGGGCUCUGACUGAUGGCUUUCCGGGAGUCCUCCAGCACGCUGAUCACUAUGGUAGGAAGAUCCUGAUAUUGUUCGCUGCCAAUUGGGACCAGAGUAGGAACACCUUCACAGAUAUUCUCCGAGCAAUCCUUCUGUCCUUGGAAAUCCUAAUUGAAGACCCAGAGCUACAGAUAAAUGGUUUUGUGCUGAUUAUAGACUGGAGUAAUUUCUCAUUCAAGCAAGCCUCUGGAUUGACUCCUACCAUCCUAAGGCUGGCUAUAGAGGGCUUACAGGACAGCUUCCCAGCGCGAUUUGGAGGCAUCCAUUUUGUGAACCAGCCUUGGUACAUCCACGCUUUAUACACGAUAAUAAAGCCAUUCCUCAAAGACAAGACCAGGAAAAGGAUUUUCCUCCACGGUAACAAUCUGAAUAGUCUACACCAACUGAUCCACCCCGAGUGUCUACCCUCCGAGUUCGGAGGGACCCAACCCCCAUAUGACAUGGGAACGUGGGCACGGAGCCUACUGGGCCCAGAGUACAACGACGAGACUGAAUAUACUCACAACUCAUACAACUCGAUGCAUGUGAAAACUGUGCUGGACAAUUCGGAGAGCCACUCCUCUCCCAAGUACAUGAAAAGGUCUCAGUCAGUGGUGGAGCCAGGUGUACUGAAGCACGGAGACAGGGAUGAUGACAACACUCAGCCUCUACUGGCUCUAGAUUGAACAGAAGAUUGUCAGAGACCACAUGCAAACGCUGCCAACUCCAUGACUGGAUUUCAGUGGUGGACACAUGCUUAAAUCAAGUCACAUUCAGCUACGUGUUUUUCAUUUGUUAAAAAAUGGCAAGAUUCAGAUAUCGCCACCAGCCAUCAAUACUCACAGCUUUCUAGCAGAAGCUGAGUAAAGAACACAAUGAUUUUUACAUGAUACCUAAAGGAUUUUGUAUCUGCUGUAGGAGAUCUCGCAGUGAAUGUGGCAGCAUCACAGAUAUUUGGUACUUUGCCUAUUAAUGCGGAACUGAUUAGGUCUUGGUAACAGACAGGCAUGUAAUAUUUAGACAUAUUUGUGCCUUUGCAUGCUCCCCAAACAGGAGGGGGAAAUUUGUUUUUAUAUUUCAAUAUCAGAUCGAGGAAUUCAAAAAAAAUUAAGAAAAGGCAGGUUGAAAAAACACACACGUUUAUUAAAGUGCCAAAGAUCCUCAUAAUGAUUCCUCUUUUUAUUUGCUGUACAAGUGUUAAACUCCAUCGAUGCAUUUUAUUUAAAUUUAGUAAUUAAAGCUAACUUUGCCAACCACAAUGCUGUUUGCUUGAA